AGCGCACGCCGCCAGAGCCGCGACUCGACGCGAGAGGUCUCGGACGUCAUGACGAGGAUCGAUCAUGCGGACAUCCGCAACUCCGCGGAGAUGGAACUCGCGAACGUGAUGCGCAUCGAGGAGGCUGAGCGCGACACCGUCCGCCAGUUUUUCACCAUGCUCGGCGACGGGGGCUGGAGCCACUCUGGCGCCUCCGACGGCACCGACAUCUUCAAGCUCCCGGGCGAGCGGAUCCAUCGCAUCAUGGGGGUGACGAGGACCACCGCGACGCCCGAGGAGGUGCUCACGUUUUUCUCCGAGCCCAAGAACUUCGACAAGCACUUCAAGAUCCUCGACGAGAUGUUCAAGGACGGCGCGGUGGUCAAGAUCGGGGGCCAGGGCCUGGAGCUCGCGGCGUCGGGCUCGAGGCAGCGGAUGCACAAGCUCGGCAACUUCGCGGCGCUGUCAAUCGGCGGGAAAGAUCGGAGCGGACCCACCGACCUCAGCGACGUCGCCGACGGGGCCAUCGGUCUGCUGGACAAGGCCAGGCGCUCGCCCGUGGGGAUCAAGCUGCAGUCCUUCGUCAGGAGCAAGAUUUUAAAGGAGCACGGCGCGGCGUCGACGAUCGCGUCGCUUCCGUCGUCGCAGGAUGCGGCCAUCGGGGAGGCGCUCGCGGCGGGGCCCGGGGCUUCGUUCCGCGAGGGUCAGUUUAAGGACCUCCCCGGCCACGCGCUGCUGCACGGGACGUUUCGUUUGCCCGCCAUCGUGCCGGACAGGGACUUCAUCUGGGACCAGGUGGCGCUGCGUUUGCCCACCGGGAGCGUGCUCAUCGCGGGAAAGUCCGUGGAUGACGCCGAGGUGAGCGACGUUCCGUCGCCCAAGGGUCACGUGCGGGGCGCCGUGCUCACCAGCGGGUACUACAUAACCCCGCGGUGGUCGCAGGAUGGGGAGAUGGAGGGGUCGCAGAUUGCGUUCGUGGUGCAGGCGGACCCCAAGGGGGUGCUUCCGGCGUGGGUGGUGAACCUGGUGGCUCCCAAGCAGGCGCACAACGUGACUCGCCUGCGGAAGUUUCUCGAUUCCAACUGAAUUUAUGGUACCCAUAAUAGACUACCGACACCUAGCAGAAGAGGGGGCGGCGUUUGCGUCCGGCCCCGCGCACAUUCCUAACAUGUCGAUACGAACGAAACGUUUCAUACU
This is a messenger RNA of Micromonas commoda, 1176 nucleotides long. RefSeq lists its product with no specific name. Bases 49 to 1065 code for a protein of 338 amino acids. The record is from RefSeq and is a predicted model, not a curated record. NCBI's taxonomy places the organism in Eukaryota, Viridiplantae, Chlorophyta, Mamiellophyceae, Mamiellales, Mamiellaceae. The transcript is spliced from 3 exons. Gene Ontology annotation, molecular function: lipid binding.